Messenger RNA from Brettanomyces nanus, 2754 nucleotides. RefSeq lists its product as uncharacterized. Gene Ontology annotation, biological process: chromatin remodeling. The transcript has a single exon. The coding region runs from base 1 to 2754 and encodes 917 amino acids. Gene Ontology annotation, molecular function: chromatin binding; protein binding. Lineage: Eukaryota; Fungi; Ascomycota; Pichiomycetes; Pichiales; Pichiaceae. Gene Ontology annotation, cellular component: RSC-type complex. The record is from RefSeq and is a predicted model, not a curated record.
AUGUCAUCGGCAUCUGAUCGCCUAUACUUAAACAAGAGGCUAGGGGCUAUCCUUGACAAGAUCUAUGAAUUGAAAGAUGAUGAUGAGAUCAUUUUUCAGGAAGUGUUCCAUACGCUCCCCCCACGUGCCAACGGUGACUACUACAAGGUGAUUCACAGUCCCAUGUCUUAUUCAAAGAUUCGACAGGCCAUAAAGCACCAGAAAUACAAUACUGCUCAGGAAUUUGUUAAUGAUUUGGCGCAGAUUACUUGGAAUGCUCGUUUUUUCAACGAGGAAUCAUCUGUGUACUACAAGUGGGCUUCUGUCUUGGACCAAUAUCUCAGAACUGCCGUAAUUCCAGAACUUCAAUCAAAUACUAGACUUUUUGGUUUUGAAUCUAUUACGUAUCCUGAUUUGGAUCCACUUCCCAAUCAGUCAAGAUCUACGGAAAGCCAGCCUCAACAACAAGAGGAGACUCAAUCAAACCAACUUUCAGUUACUCCUCAGGAAACUCCUUCUCCACAAGCGCAAUCCCCAGAUAAGAUUGAAGAGAGCCCGCUACCGGACUUCAGCACUGCGGCUCAACCGCAUCCUCUCCUUCAUGGUUCGUCACCCAAUCCUGCGUCUCCGCUAUAUCAUUUGGGUUCGGUUCCCUCGCGUCAUCCUGCGUUGCCCAACUACAACCCAGCUUCAUACGAAGGACACAUUGAGACUAAUGAACAUCCAUGUAUUUACAAUCCUCCGCGAAUUUCCAACACGGGUGUUUCAAACCAUCAGCUGCUUGAACAGUGGGUCAAGCGUGGUAGACCCCCUAUUGUCGAUAAACCUCACGAACAGAGAAUCAAAAGUAUCAUGAGAGGUCUUAAGAAAGUGAAGGUGAACGGAAAGACUAUCAUUGCUGUCUUUGAUAAACUUCCAAAUCAGCAAGAGCACCCUGAAUUCUACCAAAUGAUCAAAGAUCCAAUAUCAAUGCUUGACAUUAAAGGCUUGAUUAAACAAAGAUAUUACAAGUCAGUGGAUGCUUACAUGGCAGAUGUCUUUCGCCUCAUAUCUAACGGUAAGCGUUAUUAUCCACUAGUUCAUGAUGAUUUCAAUGCCAAUAACAUUGAUUCGUUGGAAAGAAAUAUUUUUCAGCUGUAUACGCUAGAGAUGGCCAAACCAGAAACCGACUACAUUGGAGAUCUGCAAUCUUCCAAGAUACCACUGAGUCAGAUUGUUUACGAAGGACGCAGUUACAAAGUAGGUAACUGGGUUAUGAUGAAGAAUCCUAACGAUGCUGCCCGUACUAUUCCCGGUCAGAUUUUCCGUAUUUGGCAAGAACAUGGUAAGCAGUACCUCAAUGUUUGUUGGUAUUACAGGCCAGAAUGGACUACGCAUCGUUUUGACAGACUUUUCCUUGAGAACGAAGUCUUCAAGACUGGCCAAUAUCGUGACCAUCCAGUCGAGGACAUUGUGGGACCCUGCUAUGUAGCCUAUUUCACUCGCUGGCUAAAGGGAGAUCCCGGUGUUAAGUAUGAAGGCCCUCUUUUCAUUUGCGAGUUCAGAUAUAACGAUCGUGAGCUCAAUUUUGCCAAAAUCCGUACCUGGAAGGCUUGCCUACCCGAUGAAGUGCGGCAUAUUGAAGAUCCUAUAUUCCCUAUUGAUAGACCUCGUGUUUUAAAGAAGUUUCCCUCACCUAUCAAGCAUCUUUUACCACCGGGUUCAUCUUCUACUACCCCAGUUCCGUCACCUACCAUUCUCAAUUUGAAUGCCCCACCAUUGGUUGGUGGAAUAUACAUCAAAAAGCCCGGUGAGGAAGACGAGGUUAACUACUAUGAUGCGGACUUGCAGCAGCAUCAAUAUAAAAUUCUCAUCCCACCGACUCUGAAUAUGAGAAGUUCCACUACCGCUUCGGAAGUAAGGUCUUUAAGCCAUAGAACUCGCAGUGGCUCUCCACAGUCUCAGUAUUCCCCUCCUAAGCCAACAGCAGUGCAGUUUUCCGUGAACCAACUUCACAACGGUGGUUUCGCUGCAUAUCUUGCUGCUCAACAGGGAGUAUCUCAAAAUGGAGUGGCUGGAUCUGCCCGUCCAGAUAUACCGUCGUUUGCCAUGCAGUUACCUCAAAGGUUACAACAGGAAGGGGUAGCUGCUGUUGUUGCUGCUGCCGCUGCUGCUGCAUCCAUGGGUACCCCCGCGGGAAGCCCUGAUCAGCUUUCUCAGCAGCCGUUUAGAUACCAACCUCCGGAUUCUCUGAAUCAGCACUUCAGUACUCAUAGUUAUAGUGGGGGAGGAGGUCACAAAGUGAUUCAUAGUCCCUUCAACACUAUGAGUUAUCAAUUUUCACCUUAUGCGCAGGCAUCGUUUUCACAAUCCUUUAUCCAGCCUAGUAGCAAGGAGAAACUGCUUUCGAAAUUUGCCAAACAGAAUUAUGAAAAGGUGGAUUUAUCAAACUUUGAAAGAUUUGGUGAAACCAUGCAGAAGCAAAACUACUUACAAUUGGCUUCAGGUGAAAGUAUGGUGACCACUGAGGAGUUGCGAGAAGAAGAUGCUACUGGAUCGCAUGAUGACGCACCUAUGCUUUGGUUUAAGGCACCUCCAGAGUACAUCCCUAAUCGCAUUCUUAACUCGGGAGCAGCAGCUGAAGAUCAGUUAUCGAAUGAUUUGAACCCAAUAUUGAAGAAAAGAAAGCUUCCAGUUGGAUUUAAGACAAUUAAAUUGGGACAUAGUGCUAAAUAUCUUGCAUGGAAGAUGCAGCAGGCAGAGAGAACUGAACUAUCGAAUGAAGCAGAAGCCUGA